Messenger RNA from Aspergillus ruber CBS 135680, 333 nucleotides. RefSeq lists its product as uncharacterized. Lineage: Eukaryota; Fungi; Ascomycota; Eurotiomycetes; Eurotiales; Aspergillaceae. The record is from RefSeq and is a predicted model, not a curated record. The transcript has a single exon. Bases 50 to 229 code for a protein of 59 amino acids.
GUCAGUGUCUAUAUUGGCCCAAUGGUUUCUCAGAGUGCGAAGCUGGCCUAUGUAUCGUAUCGUUUGCGAAAUAGUUCGCUCUACGAUCAUGUUUCUGUUUUCAAUGCGCGUUUCUACUUUUUUUUUUUUUUUUUGGUCCCGUGCUUAUUUGUGUAAUACCUAUAUCCGAUACCCUAUCUGUUUUAUGACCAACAUCCUUAUGACUCUGGCAUCGCUGGAUGUUAGGUAACUGUCGAAGUAAUCAAUAUCACAUUCCUCUAAUCACCAAUGAUUAAAGCCUAGGACCGCUUAACCAACAUCAGAAUCAUUCUAUCAAUUUUCGCCAAAAUUGGC